This is a messenger RNA of Cebus imitator (Panamanian white-faced capuchin), 563 nucleotides long. Its product is annotated as keratin-associated protein 9-2-like. The transcript has a single exon. The annotation marks the transcript as partial. The record is from RefSeq and is a predicted model, not a curated record. Gene Ontology annotation, cellular component: keratin filament. Lineage: Eukaryota; Metazoa; Chordata; Mammalia; Primates; Cebidae.
UGCUGCAGGACCACUUGCUGGAAGCCCACCUGUGUGACCAGCUGCAGCAGCACACCCUGCUGCCAGCCCUCCUGCUGUGUGUCCAGCUGCUGCCAGCCUUGCUGCCGCCCAACAUGCUGUCAAAACACCUGCUGCAGGACCACUUGCUGCCAGCCCCUCUGUGUGACAUGCUGCAGCCAGCCCACCUGUGUCACCAGCUGCUGCCAGCCUUCCUGCUGCGGGUCCAGCUGCUGUGGCCAAACCAGCUGUGGGUCCAGCUGUGGCCAGACCAGUUCCUGUGCACCUGUGUACUGCACGAGAACCUGCUACCACCCCACGUGUGUCUGCCUGCCUGGUUGCCUGAACCAGAGCUGUGGAUCCAGCUGCUGCCAGCCUUGCUGCUGCCCAGCCUGCUGUGAGACCACCUGCUGCAGGAACACCUGCUGCCAGCCCACCUGUGUGUCCAGCUGCUGCCAGCCUUGCUGCUGCUGAUCAGCCCUGCCAAGGACCAUCAUCCUUACACAACAACUUUCUGACUCUUUUUUCUGAGACAGAGUCUCACUCUGUCACCCAGGCUGGAUAAG